This is a messenger RNA of Oikopleura dioica, 2580 nucleotides long. Lineage: Eukaryota; Metazoa; Chordata; Appendicularia; Copelata; Oikopleuridae. The record is from the annotation of a GenBank genome assembly.
AUGUCGAACAACCGUAAGCUUCUCAUCGCCUCGGUUCUCAAAUACCUCAAGUCGGAGAUUGAUGGCAAGAUGAUCACCCCCGAUCAGGAGGAAUCCCUCAACGUCGCUUCUCAGUGCCUUGCGAUGGCCUUCAACACCACUCCGGAAGAUGCUGAAGGACUUCCCUGUAUUCUCGAGCUUCUUACUGAUGCUGCUCCUGAUAUCAUGAACCAACGAGAAGUGACUGAGGAAGAACUAUCACUCGCCAACAAAUUGAAGAGUGAAGGAAAUCAACUCAUGAAAGACAAAAAAUUCGAAGAUGCUAUCGCAAAGUACUCCGAAGCCAUCAAGGUUCAAGAAAGCGCUAUUUACUACUGCAACAGAGCCGCCGCUUAUACUUCUAUCGAGAACUAUGAAGAAGCUCUCCAGGAUUGCAAGAAGGCCAUCUCCUUUGAGCCAGACUACUCAAAGGCUUACUCCCGAAUGGGUCUUAUUUAUUCAAAGAUCAAAUUGUACGCUGAGUCAGAGAACUGCUACGAGAAAGCGCUCAAGCUCGAGCCGGAUAAUGAAAGCUACAAAAAGAACCUCGAGAUCGUGAAAGAAAAGCUCAAGGAAGCCCCUGCCGGUGGUCUUGCUGGCUUGGGACCCGGCGGCAUGCCCGACUUCGGCCAAAUGGGAGCUGCCAUGGAGCAAAUGAUGCAGAAUCCUCAGAUGCGUCAGAUGGCUGAAAACAUGAUGCAGAACCCUCAGAUGCAAAAUAUGAUGCAGAACAUGAUGGGCCAAAUGGGCAUGCCCAUGCCUCCCAUGGGUGGAGAAGAAGGUGGCCCUCCUGCCGGUCUCCCUGACAUGGGAGCGGGCGGCUUCAACCCAGCUGCGAUGCAGGCGGGUAUGCAGAUGGCACAAGAAAUGAUGCGCAACAACCCAGAGCAGGUCGAGGAAAUGCGAAAAAUGUUCCAGAAUAUGGGUGGACCACCACAAACAUUGAAAAUGGAUGAAAUUCAAAGACUUGCGAAAUCGGUUCUGCGGGACAUGAACGCCACGAGCGACAAAACGUUGUUCGGGCGAAAGCGAAAGAUUUGGUCGACAGAUCUUGAGAAGAUCGUCGACCUAUCUGCGUCAAAGAAGGCUCCGCCACUUCCAAUACGCGCUCCAGUGACGAUGAAGCCGAACGAAAAGUUCGUCAUCAAACCAACGGAGUUUGAUAACGAGUUCGUCGAUUUCCUCUACGAGACCCGCCAAAUCGAGCUUGACAUCUUGGCGUUCUUGGAAACUGACACAGUUCCAAAGACGCCGAUGAAGGAGCGCGCGAAGCGGCUUUUCGAAGAGUCGCUCGACGAAUCAGUGCCGACGAUCUGCCUCGACGUCGACGAGAGCCAGGCCGAAGCUUCCAGACCUUCUCUCGCCGUACAAAACGAGAAGCCAAGCACUGAGAGCGCCAAAGAGGUUCCGACUAUGGAGUCAGUCGAAGAAGAACCAGAGGAAGGGGAGGAGACACCGGAGGGCCCUUCCAGCGAGCAGAUUCUCUUCGAGCAGAUCGAUAGCUCGAGAGUCGAGUAUGAGAAGCGAUACUCGAGCUUGAAAGUCAUUGAACUCAAGAAGAUCUGCGACAAAGAAAACUUGCCAAAAGUUGGGCGAAAAGCGGAUAUUGUCAAUCGACUCGUCGAUAACAAGCUCAAAAUCGAGUACGGUUCUCCACGAAUGCGACAAUCUUAUCAGAACGCAAUGGCAGCGCCUCUGAAGCCUGAGCCGACAUCACUGACGCGAUCGAACCUGACAAGUUCGACGCGUUCCCAGUCAUCGAUUAGAUCAAAUCUAUCGACAGCCUCGAAGAAGUCUACGAUGUCUUCUAGCUCCGUCAAAGCGUCAGCGAACUCGACGACGAGCAGUUCGGCUUCUAACUUCAGCCGAACACCCAGCUUCAAAAAGUUUGCGUCCAAGAUUGCUAGCCCAUUUGCUUCUCCUCGAGGGCCAUUGUUCAAGACUCCAUCUAAGAGCAAGUUGACGAGCUCCUCCAGUAAGACCCUUCUCACGAAGACGCCAAGCAAGGCCGAUCUAAAGGCGAAAGAGGACGAACGAGCGAAGAGAAUCGAGGAAAUGAAGAAAGAGAAAGAAAGAGAGCGUCAAGAAAAGAAAAAGAAAGAGGCAGAAAAAUUAGCCGCUGUCAAGAAAAAGCGGGAAGAGGAGCAGGCUAAAAAGCGAGAAAUGCAGUUGAAAAAGACACCUGCCAAGUCGAGCAAGCCGGUGAAAAAAUCGAAGAACAACACUCCAAUCAAAGCUCCUGCAUUCGCUCCUCCUGAGACGCCGAUUCAACAGCCGCAGUCGAUGCCCAUUAGAAUGCAGUCGGUCGAGAGUGACGACGAGGUCGAAAUCAAAAAUGUUCAUCAUCCAGAGCCAAGUUACACGACGCCACUGAAAUCAAUGCCGGUUCCUAGCAGCCAAAACUACGAAAUGACUCCUCAAGGCUGUGACAAGUGGGAGAUGAACCCCUCGACGAAAGACAACUACAACAUCGACGAUCUUGAGUCAGGAGACGAGACAGACGACGACGAAGCGCCCAGGAAGAAGAUUCCGUAUUGGGCAGAGUCGAAGCCAGAGUUGUAA